Molecule: messenger RNA, 3671 nt
Organism: Pseudogymnoascus verrucosus
Lineage: Eukaryota; Fungi; Ascomycota; Leotiomycetes; Thelebolales; Thelebolaceae
Exons: 3
Coding region: 428-3010 (860 amino acids)
Biological process (GO): regulation of DNA-templated transcription
Cellular component (GO): nucleus; chromatin
Molecular function (GO): protein binding; histone H3K36 methyltransferase activity
Source: RefSeq, a predicted model, not a curated record
CAGCCUUUCUCUCCUGACAAGCAACACAUCACAUCUGUGAACUUUGCUAUCAACGCUUAGCUUUCUGUCAACCCUCACUUCACUUCACUUCAUAUUCAGUUCAUACAAACCAUCAACUCAUCAACAACUCAUUGUCAGUCAUCUGGCUUUGCAAACAGACUGUUUUCCAUUACAGGGGGUCGCGCGGCCUAGGACGAGGCUGAUAUAAUACGACCCAUCUUAUCGGGGAUAACCAAACAAAACCCCCAACACCUCCCAUCCACCCCAACCCGCGCACCUCCCACCUCCAGACCAAAAUUCCCUCGUCUUGAGCUCGAGGUAACCGCGUCCACAUCCACGAAACAAUAACGCGUCUUGCUCUCCAUCCCUCGCAAUCGCACACAUCGCAUGAUAUAACCCUUACAUAGCCUCGCCCUCUCUACCCAGCAUGGCUGCAACUCUGCUCUCCAUGGUCAAUACCGCGACGCGUUGCGACACCCCCGAGUCAACCCUGAGCCACACCCUCGCCUCAUCCAACGCGCAAUCCUCGUCCUCGACGCCGCCAACCAGUAUCGCUGACUCGACGAGCGUGGCGUCUCCUAGAUCGAAGCGCGACGGGCCGUUGUUGUCGAUCUUCGAUGCUCACAUUGACGACGAGGAGUACCCCAUUGACGAAGAUCGGGAUGAGGAUGAUGAACAGGAGGACGGCAGUGGCCGACCGAGACGUGCCAGGAAGAUUACGGUGAAGGCGGCGGAUUGGGCGGAGAGCGUCACGUCAUCGGCGAAGAAGGCGCGUAGUGAGAGGGGAGGAUCUGUGACGCGUCGCUGUACGGUUUCGGGUGAGACGUUGGUGAGCUCGCAUGAAGAUGGUGAUUUCUCUACGGAGGAGACGAAUGGGGAUGAGACACGCGAAGUUGUGGAGGAUGGUAUUGAAUUGCAAUUGCCAGCUAGGAAGUUACAAAAAUCCCGCAGCGCAAUGAGCCUGGGGGGUGAGAGCAGCCUGGGCAAGAAGAGUCGAUUUAUGAAAGAUGAGGCAGCGAGACGCAAGUCUGCACGCUUCACGAAUGAACCGACUGAGAGCCUUACUAAGAAGCUGAGCGUGCUUGGGAAGAGAGGCCGCGACGCAGUUGACGAGGCUUCGUUCAAGAUUAAGCGCGAGCUUAAGAGGUUGGCUGAUACCAAUGAGUUUGCGAAGAUCGAGACAAAGCCUGUUGUACACGAGGUGUGGAGCUGCGGGAAGCUUGUUACCGGCAAUGAACCGCCCAAGAAGAAGAAGGAGAAGAAGGCUGAGGAAGCUGUUGUCGUAAACCAGGUAUGGAGCCGCGGCAAGCUUCUCACUGAGGUACAGCCAAAGAAGAAGGCCGAGGAGCCUAUUAUCAUCCACGAAGUCUGGAGCUGCGGCAAACUCGUCACUGGCAACGAGCCACCCAAGAAGAAAGCCAAGAUCGAGAAGGUUAAAGAGCCCGAACCCGAGCCUGUCGAGGAGGUGCCUGAAGUUAAGAAAGUCAAGAAAUGGUUGAACAGAGGUCUCUACGCGGGACAAGAAGCUAUCGUAGACCUUUCACACUCCUACACGGCUAAGGAGAGAAAGGCAAUGGCAAAGGCCAACGCCGAAGUAAAGAGACGCAGCAUCCUCCCCCUCCCCCUCUGGGCAGGUCAACGCAUCCUCCUCAACGGCCGUGACUUCAAGCUUCCCUUUGACGUGUGCUCGCCCCUCCCACCCGGACAGCCAAAGCCAGAUGAGUGGAGGAAGACAACAAAGAACCGCUUCAUUGGCGAUGCCGCCGCCCUCUGGAAGAAAACCAAACAUUUUAGCGACUCGGACUCGCGCUGCAUCUGCUCCCCCUCCACCGGCUGCGGGGAGGACUGCUAUAACCGCAUGAUGCUGUACGAGUGCGACAACGGGAACUGCCCCCUCGGCGCUGAACUCUGCGGAAACCGCGCAUUUGCAGACUUGCACGAGCGUCGUGCCAAGGGAGGCAAGUACCGUGUCGGCGUGGAGGUGAUCAAGACAGAGGAUCGUGGGUAUGGUGUUAGGGCGAAUAGGUGUUUCCAGGAGGGCCAGAUCAUCGUGGAGUAUACGGGGGAGAUUAUUACGGAGCCGGAGUGUCAGAGGAGGAUGAGGGAGGAUUAUAAGAAUAAUGAGUGCUACUACCUCAUGCUCUUCGACCAAAACAUGAUCAUCGACGCCACCCGCGGCUCCAUCGCCCGCUUCGUCAACCACUCCUGUGAACCGAACUGCGAGAUGGUCAAAUGGAUCGUAGGUGGUAAACCGCACAUGGCCCUCUUCGCUGGCAAGAAUCCAAUCAUGACUGGGGAGGAACUCACGUAUGAUUAUAAAUUCGACCCCUUCUCUUCGCGAAACGUGCAGGAAUGUCGCUGUGGCGCCGAGAGCUGUAGGGGCGUGCUUGGCCCUAGACCGAAGGAGGUUAAGAAGGUGGAGGCCGUCAAGGGUGUCAAGGGGGUUGUUAAGGGGAUGAAGGGGGUGAUGAAGAAGGGGAAGAGGAAGUUGAAGGAGUUGAUGGGUGGGGAUGCCGAGGAGAAAGUGACUAAGAAACGCAAGAUCCUCGUCCCCGUCGGGAAGUCCAAAGUCAAGCCCACGAAGUCCGCGAAGGCGAUGGCGAAGGCUAAGAAAGUCGCUAAGAAGAUGGGCAAGGUCGGCGCUUCUGCUGCCACUACUGCGGCGAAGAAAUCACCAAAGGCGGCUGCUAAAUCUCCUAAACCGGCCAAAUCCCCAAAAGGCGGCCUCAAGCAAGCGAAGCUGUCAUUUGGGAAUCAGCAAUUGACUGUCGUGGCUGAUGAGAGUGCGAGUCCCAGCCCAAAGAAGGCCAAGAAAGAGACGCCGGUGAAGGUAGUGAAGCCCAGGAAGAGCGGGAUGGUGGUGGUGAAGAGACGCGGGACGAAGGUCGUGAUGAAGAAGGGCGUUAGGGGGGAGGGGAAGAAGACUAUUGCGAGGAAGGCGGCUGCUGCUGCUGCUGCGGCUGCUGCUGAGACGGCGGCGCUUAUGGAGGCAGCGGCGGCAGCGCAGUGAACUCAUCGACAGGCAUUUUAUUCAUUGUUUUCAACAUCAAGCAUGCCCGUUACGGCAUGCACGCACACAUUAUCAGGUUCAACAUUAGCCCUGGAGUCCUGGAGUUUUCGGAGUUUGUUUUUGCCGUUGUUGUUGCUUUACUUCACAUCGUCGAUCGUCUUCAUCAUACGCGCGAAGUCUUCUUUUGUUUGUUGGUGGUGGUGGGUGGAUGGUUGGUUGGUUAUGCGUGGGCUGAGCGUAGUGGGGAGGCUACGCGUGAACCCGAAAGCCAUGGUGGGAAGGUGAUGAUGCGGAAUGGAUAGGAGCAGGGGAAGAUAGUGAGGAGGAAGGUGAUGAUGAGGAAAGGGAAGGGAAGGGAUGUGAUACAUAGAAUACGGACGAGCAAACCUUUGUAAGAAUAGGAAUUAAGAGCCCUGAACUGAACCGGGAAUAGCUGGGAAGUUACUGGGAGCUGGAGUUGGGGAAUUUGAGAUAUGUGUGUUCUUUUCUGCUGCUGCUGCUGGGUUAUGUGCAGCGAUUUGUUAGGGGUGGUUGUGUGAUUGUGACCGUAGUGAGGGUGAGGGUGAGGGGUGUCUGUGUGGUGCUGUGUGUGAUGCCAUGAUGGUGGUGGUGGAGUAGUGACGCGGGUGUGUUAUGCACCGUGAUCUGUACACGCACUUCU